AGUAGCAAGUAAUCACACAAAAUAUAAAAUAACAGAGUAAUAUAAAAAAAUAGCAGAGUAUAUACAUGAGAUAUCUAGGUAAGGUGCAGAACGGCAAAGGAUAAGGUGCGAAUACAGUCUUAAAGUGUUAAUUGUAGUUCAGGAUAAAUUGUUCUGUCCUGUGUGGAGAAAGGGGAUGAGUUGAAGAGUCUGACAGCCACAGGGAGGAAGGACUUCCUGUGGCGUUCUGUGGAGCACCUCGGUGGUCUGUUGUCAUGAAGACAUAUAAAGCAGCAGACAUAGCAGGCUCUCAUUAGUUACUGCAGCACAGCAGAAAUGUGAAUGUUUCUCAUUUAAAGAAGUCUCUUUAAAUGUAUUUAAAGGUUCAGUGACGAUAGGGAGUAAAUGGUAAGUUUCUGUUGCUUGUGAGGUUUUUUUUUUCCUUUUCGUCUGGUUGUGCUAAAGCAGUGAAGCCGUGUUGUCAACGAAAAGCUCAGUAAAUAUGGCAAUAAUGCCUGUGUUAGAGGAAUGUUCUUAAUUAAAAAAUGAGAAGCAAAGCUUUUUAUAAUUUGCAAACUGUUGUCAUUUUGUCACCUAAAACAAGAAUGAUGGUAAAUUCAACUUUGUCUUAUUUCAUUCUUAGUGCUUACAUACACGUGGGAAAUCUGAGAUACUUCUAUUUUGUGUUAACUGCACUGCUUUACUUUGUUAUUCUUGUUGUCAACACGUCACUCAUCGUGGUUAUCUGCAUGAACAGAAGCUUACAUGAACCUAUGUACAUUUUCCUGUGCAGCCUGUUUGUAAAUGAACUGUAUGGUAGUACAGGGUUGUUUCCAUUCCUGCUGGUUCAGAUCCUCUCUGACGUUCACACUGUUUCUGUUCCCUUCUGUUAUCUGCAGAUCUUCUGUUUGUACACAUAUGCACAUGUAGAGUUUAGUAACUUAGCCGUCAUGUCUUAUGACAGAUAUCUCGCUAUUUGUUAUCCUCUACAAUAUAACACACGUAUGACAUCAAACAAGGCAGCCAUUUUUAUUGUUGUAAUAUGGUUGUACUCUUUUGUGAAAUUUUUAAUUACUUUGUCCUUAAACAUCCGUUUGCCACUUUGUGGAAACAUCAUAAACAGUUUGUAUUGUCAUAACUACCUUGUUGUCAAGUUGGCUUGUUCUGACACCAAAGUGAACAACAUUUAUGGACUUUUUGGUACUGUUCUCACUGUCUUAGUCCCUCUCAUUCCAAUCCUUUUCUCUUACACAAAAAUUCUUAAAGUUUGUUUUUCUGGUUCUAAGCAGACCAGACAGAAAGCUGUCAGUACCUGCACACCUCACCUGGCUUCUCUGCUCAACUUUUCAUUUGGUUGCUGCUUUGAAAUACUUCAGAGUAGAUUUGAUACGACUGGUGUACCCAGUAUGCUGCGAAUCCUUCUGUCUCUGUACUUCCUCAUCAUACAGCCUCUUCUCAAUCCAAUCAUGUACGGACUGCAAAUGACAAAUAUUCGACAUACAUGUAAACAAUUGCUCUGUUAUAAAAUGUUGACUGGUUGCACAGAUACUUUGUCAAUGUGAAAACAAAGGUGUC
Molecule: messenger RNA, 1554 nt
Organism: Scatophagus argus
Lineage: Eukaryota; Metazoa; Chordata; Actinopteri; Scatophagidae
Product: olfactory receptor 11A1-like
Exons: 1
Coding region: 525-1541 (338 amino acids)
Biological process (GO): G protein-coupled receptor signaling pathway
Cellular component (GO): membrane
Molecular function (GO): G protein-coupled receptor activity; olfactory receptor activity
Source: RefSeq, a predicted model, not a curated record